Rosa rugosa (rugosa rose) is the source of this 2269-nucleotide messenger RNA. RefSeq lists its product as uncharacterized. NCBI's taxonomy places the organism in Eukaryota, Viridiplantae, Streptophyta, Magnoliopsida, Rosales, Rosaceae. The coding region runs from base 313 to 2082 and encodes 589 amino acids. The record is from RefSeq and is a predicted model, not a curated record. The transcript is spliced from 6 exons.
UCCGCAAUCUAUUGCUCCACUCAAAACCCAAGCUCUCAGUUCCUCACAUCACUCAUAACAUACGAGUCCUUGUCUCUCCUGAAAAAAAAUAUAAAAGAAAUUGUUCCGGCGCGGGAAAACACCACCGAUGACCGUUCCGGCGAAGGGUGUUGAUUGAUUAAGCCGAGGCUUUGGGACUGGAGUUUGGGCUUUGCAUGGUGUGAGUUUGGCUUCUUGUAUCAGUAGGAUUGGAGAGAGUGUACCAGUUGGAGUUUGGAGUGUGGGGAAGCUGAGAUUUUCGGUGUCGGAGCGGCUACCGAGCCUCUUCUGAAAAUGUCUUUCCAACCCAAAAGCUUUUGGAUUCCAAGAGAUGCUAGCUGUCUAAAUGAUGGAGAGAUGGGCUGUGAUAAUUCUUCCAGGGUAGAAUCAAAGCGUGGUCACCCAUGGUAUAUGGAUGCCAAUGGACCAGAUCUGUUCAACAACAAGAAGCAAGCAAUGGAGGCUGUUGAUGGCAGGCCAGCGUCAAGAGCUCCAAACUUGGCCGUUGCCCCGUGGGAUAACACUUCUGGGUUUCAGACAGUUCCAGGGCAGUUCACUGACCGCCCUUUUGGACAAGAGCCUGGACGGACAGUUAACUUAGUUGAUAGAAACAUUCAGUCUCUUGGCAGUGGAACUAUAAAUUUUGGAAGAAAAGGGUUUCAGAAUCAAUAUGGCAAUGAUCAGUCAGUGGAUUUGUCAAUGUCCCACACCAUCGAAGAUCCUUCAUCAUGUCUCAGUUUUGGUGGAAUCAGAAAAGUGAAAGUUAAUGAAGUUAAGGACUCUGAUAAUGCCGUGUCUGCAUCUAUGGGGCACUCCUACAGAAGGGGAGACAAUAAUACAAUUUCAAUGUGUACUACCUAUACCAAGAGUGAUGAAAACAUCAUUUCAUUAAGUCCACCUUACAAUGCUGACGAGAAUGCCAUCUCAUUAGCGACUACUUUUAAUAAGGCAGAUGACAAUUUCAUCUCAGUUGGUCAUACUUUUGGCAAGGGAGAUGACACUUUCAUAUCGAUGGCUCAUAAUUACAGCAAGGGUGACACUCGUAUGUUAUCAAUGGGUCAGCCCUUUGAGAAGGAGAAUGGAAGUUUUAUGUCAAUUGGUCAGUCAUAUGAAAAGGGAGAUGGCAGUUUCAUAUCAUUAGGUAACUCCUACAACAAAGUGAAUGAGAAUUUCAUUUCUAUGGGUCCAGUAUAUGGUAGAGGAGACGAUAAUUUGAUCUCAGUGGCUCCGACCUAUGAUAAGCAUGCUGAUAGCACUAUAUCAAUCGGUCUGACCUAUGACAAGGCUGAUUCGAAUAUUUUGCCAAUGGGUCCUCCUUAUGAUAAAUCAGAUAGAGAUCUACCUAUGAGUCACAGUUACAAUAAGAAUGAGAGCAAUACCAUAUCUUUUGGUGGUUUCCAUGAUGAAUCUGAGACAAACCCUUCUGGUGGGAUCAUCAGUAGCUGUGGUUUGUUGACUUGUAAUCAGAACACACCAGCUCACGCAUCGGAAGAAUCUGGUGUGAGAGGUUCUGAUCAUCCUGUUGAGACGAAGAUGGAUGCACAUGUAGAUGACACUGUGAAAGUUGACUCCAAAACUGUUAAUAUUCCCAGAGUAAAAGAGCCAAAGACUAAGAAAGCUCCUCCAAACAACUUUCCUUCGAAUGUCAAAAGUUUGUUGUCAACUGGUAUGUUUGAUGGUAUUCCUGUGAAGUAUUCUUCCUGGUCACGGGAGAAAAACCUAGAUGGAAUUAUCAAAGGGACUGGGUAUCUAUGCUCUUGUGCUGACUGCAAUCACUCAAAGAAUUCUAUCUUUCAGCCUCUUAAUGCUUACGACUUUGAGCGCCAUGCUGGUGCCAAGACCAAACAUCCCAAUAAUCACAUCUACUUUGAGAAUGGAAAGACCAUCUAUGCAGUAGUUCAAGAGCUGAAGAACACUCCUCAGGACAUGCUCUUUGAUGCCAUCCAAAAUGUGACAGGGUCUCAGAUUAAUCAGAAGAACUUCCGCGUCUGGAAAGCAUCAUUCCAAGCCGCCAGCCGUGAACUUCAGCGUAUCUAUGGAAAUGAAGUUGCUAUACCAUCUUGAAAUGAGAAUCUUCCUGAUCCUAUUAAUGUUUUAGGGUAGCUUGAGAUUUGAUCCAUGGAUAGCAGUGCUUAUAGUAAAUUAUAGACUGGAAUUUGGGUAUAUUUGGAUUUUGAACUUUUGGAUGUUUACAGGUAUUUGGCUAUCAGUUUUUAAAUUAAAUCUAGUUUGGAUUUGGACAGUUUAGUAA